AUGAUGACCGCGCCAACCCCCUCGACGAGCGGAGCAGCUGAGGCCGACGCAACUGCCCCGGCGCCUCCAACAGAGCCCGCGCCCAAGAAAAAGGGUCGCACCAACACUCCAUGGACUGCCGAGGAGGAGCAGCGAUUGAAGACCAUGCGUGAUGCGGGCCGUAGCUGGAGCGAAAUUGCCAAGACUUUCCCCACACGAACGGAAGGCAGUGUGAAGAAGCAUUGGUACAAGGAUAUGCAUUACGCUGAGUUUGCCGAGGAUGAGUCUGUCAAACUGCGUGACGCGAUCAAGGAGUACGAUGCGAACAAGUGGAAGGUGAUCGGUCAGAAAGUCGGCAAGCCCGCCAAGGUAGGCCAGAUCCCCACGGCUCCGAGACCUGUAAUCAGUACUAUGCUAACGGUGAUCUUCUUUACCUCCGUUUAG
Molecule: messenger RNA, 423 nt
Organism: Penicillium diatomitis
Lineage: Eukaryota; Fungi; Ascomycota; Eurotiomycetes; Eurotiales; Aspergillaceae
Product: SANT/Myb-like DNA-binding domain-containing protein
Exons: 4
Coding region: 1-423 (140 amino acids)
Biological process (GO): positive regulation of transcription by RNA polymerase II; mitotic cell cycle
Cellular component (GO): nucleus
Molecular function (GO): RNA polymerase II cis-regulatory region sequence-specific DNA binding; DNA-binding transcription factor activity, RNA polymerase II-specific
Source: RefSeq, a predicted model, not a curated record